Entamoeba histolytica HM-1:IMSS is the source of this 516-nucleotide messenger RNA. RefSeq names its product translation initiation factor eIF-1A, putative. Gene Ontology annotation, biological process: translational initiation. NCBI's taxonomy places the organism in Eukaryota, Evosea, Mastigamoebida, Endamoebidae. Gene Ontology annotation, molecular function: translation initiation factor activity; RNA binding. The record is from RefSeq and is a predicted model, not a curated record. The transcript has a single exon. Bases 1 to 516 code for a protein of 171 amino acids. Gene Ontology annotation, cellular component: cytoplasm.
AUGCCACGUAGUAAAGGAAAGGGAGGAAAAAGAAGUGGAGCUAGAAAAGGAGGAAAUGUUGGAGGAAUUCACGAAUUAGUUUUUAAAGAAGAAGGACAAGAGUAUGGUCAAGUCACACGUAUGUUAGGAAAUGGAAGACUUGAAGCCUAUUGUUUUGAUGGAAAAACAAGACAAUGUCAUAUUCGAGGACAAAUGCAACGAAAAGUAUGGAUUAAUGUUAAUGAUGUUAUUUUAGUAUCAUUAAGAGAAUAUGAAGAUGGAAAAGCAGAUGUUAUUAAGAAAUAUAAUUCAGAUGAAAUUAUUCAAUUAAAAAAAUAUAAAGAAAUUCCAGAUAGAUUACCUGCUGAAGAUGUUGAAGAGAAAAAAGAUGUUGGAAUUAAAUUUGGAGUUGGAGAUGAUAUUUCUGAUGAUGAAAUAAAUGAAGAAGAUAGUUAUGAAGGAGAAGAGGAAGAAGAAGAAGAGGAUAGUUAUGAAGUUCCAGCCCAAAACAGAGUGUAUACUUUGGAUGAUCUUUAA